AAACCACACACUACAGACAGUUUGUGUACAUGCGCACGCACAUCAAGGAGGAUUUUUUCCCUGUUUGUGCAUCGCGGCAAUGUGUGUAUAUACACACAGGCCUCGGCUCGCUUUACGUCCGCUAGCCAACAGGCAGACGGGCAGCAGCAGUAGUGCCGGAUUUGACUGUGAGUGUGUGCCGACUACAAUAAACAUUGCUCUGUGCGUUCCAGUACGUGUCCGAGACUCUCCGUGUGGCACGAGGCAACCCUAGUGUGUAAAUGUAGGUGUAUGCUCUGUCUCUCUCUAUCUCUCUGUGUUAUUAAGUUGUACAGUGUGUGUUUCUGAUAUUGCGUGUGUGUGUGUGAGUGUAUGUGUCAUGUCCACAGUGCCGGCCCUUCCAGCGCCCAAUGUGCGCGGUCGCGUGUGCUAGUGUGUACCGUGGUCGAUUGCGUCGAUCCGCACCACCAGAAUGUGCAACAGAGCAACGGCGCGACCACCACCGUCAGCCGAACGUCGUCACCCACCACUGAGCGGCACCGUAACUGCAACGGCACGUGCAACGGUUGCACCUGAUCCUGUCCUCGGACUACUACUGUCCCGUCGAAGAAACAGGUGCAGCAGCCGUGGUGCAGAGGACGGUGAAGAAACAACAGCACGUUGGUGUGUGGGGUGUGUAAAGUGUUAGAGCUGCGACUCAACCAACUUCUUCAAUCAACUGAAACCGAAAACUGAGUUAAGCAAGAAGCAGAAAAGUGUAGAGUGUAGUACAGAGAAAAACAAAUAAGACAGUGUCGGCUUUAGAGUCGCACGUCCCAACCGGAAGUUGACGGCGCCAGCACAGCGCCAUCAGGAUCGAGAUCUGUCUAUCAAAAUUCAUUUCUGUCUCACCCGGGGGCCUCUCGGGGCUCGGUUUGGCGGAUGUCCUCACAAUCAACGGCUGCUGUCAGGCGCUAGUAGGUGUGGGCUUGGGAGAAGACUCAUCAACCGCAGAAUCCGCGGGCGACCGGCAGUCUCCAUUCGUUCGUCUGGGGAUUGCAUUUCAUCCUAGGAUUAGAAUCUGUCGGGUUGUACGCACACAACCAUCCUCCAUCUACUGUGGACGCGGCAGCCUCUAAAAAGCCAGUCGUCUUCACUAAACGCAUACUAUUAAUAUAUAUAUAUAGGACGUAGGCGGGUGUUUAACACCCGGUGUACACAUAAGCUCCAGUAGACACAGCAGGAAAUUAAAAUUCUCCGCCGCCAGGAUGGAUCACGCGGUGCAUGCAGCCCGCGGCCGGCCGUGGAACAAGCUGCGCUUCGAAAACAACGAACUGGAAAGUCUGUACCAGCGGUACACGCUCAAGCUGCAGCGCUUCUCCGUCACCGGUGUGGUGGCGCUAGUGGUCAUACUCUGCGGCGUAAUGGGUGGCCUUAGCUUAGGCUACAAUCAAGCACCGACACUGCACAACGUAUUCAACACAUUUAUGUGUCUGCUGUUCACGGUGGUGCUGGGUCUGUUGCAGUUUCGGCUAAUCCGCGAUUCACACCUGCCGUACCUGUGCUAUGGCAUCCUGUUCUUUACUGCCGCCUUCUGCUUCAUCUCGAUGCCGACGGUAGGCAUCGUGUUCCCGGUCGAUACGCGGGAGGUAAUGGCGGAAGGCGUUUGGCAGAUUGUGUUUGUGAUCUUCCUCUCGUACGCCAUGAUGCCGCUACAGAUCUGGGAGGCCGCACUGUUCGGUCUCAUACUGCCUUCGAUACAUGUGGGGCUGACUGGGUAUAACAUCUACACGGGCAAUUUCCAGUACCUCGCUUAUCAGCAGUUGGCGGCCAAUAUGGUAAUCUUCGUCGGUGUCAACGUAGCCGGCUUCGUAGUGAACGUCAUGAUGGAACGGGCCCAACGUCGUGCCUUCCUGGACACACGGAACUGCAUCGCCGCCCGGCUUGAAAUGGAAGAUGAAAACGAAAAGCUGGAACGGUUGCUACUCUCCGUGCUGCCGCAGCAUGUCGCGAUGGAGAUGAAAAACGAUAUACUCUCACCGGUCGAGGGACAGUUUCACAAGAUCUACAUCCAAAAGCACGAGAACGUCAGCAUCCUGUUUGCGGAUAUUGUCGGCUUUACCGUGCUGGCUUCGCAGUGCAGCGCCCAAGAGUUGGUUCGCCUGCUGAACGAACUAUUUGGUCGGUUCGAUCAGUUAGCACACGACAACCAUUGCCUACGCAUAAAGAUCCUCGGGGACUGUUAUUACUGCGUGUCAGGGAUACCGGAUCCGCGAGCCGACCAUGCACGGUGCGCCGUAGAGAUGGGCCUGGAUAUGAUCGAUGCGAUCGCAUCGGUAGUGGAGCAAACGGACGUCAUUUUGAAUAUGCGCGUCGGUAUCCAUUCGGGCCGUGUGCUGUGCGGAGUGCUCGGACUGCGCAAGUGGCAGUUUGACGUAUGGUCGAACGAUGUAACGCUGGCAAACCAUAUGGAGAGUGGUGGUGAACCGGGUCGGGUUCACGUCACACGCGCCACCCUUGAUGCGCUUGGUGGCGAGUACGAGGUGGAAGCGGGACACGGCGAUACCCGGGAUUCAUACCUGCGGGACAAUGAGAUCGAUACGUACUUCAUCGUACCACCGGCCCAUCGACGAAAGCCACUAAUGCUCAACACACUUGGCGUCCGGUCUGCGCUCGGUGCCGCCAACAGGCGCAAGCUUUCCUUCCGCAACGUUUCGAACGUGGUGGUACAGCUGCUGCACACGAUCAAAUAUUCGGUGCCGGUGCCGUUUUCGCACAUGGCCACGGGAGGACCCGGAUCGCCAUAUCCCAGCACCAGCGGCGGAGCGGGAAGCAGCGGCGCAGGCGGUGGUGGUCCAGGAUGUAGUGGAGCGGGCGGUGGUGGUGGUUCAAGCGGUGCCGGCGGCGGUGGUCUUUUUCUGGACAAGAAUGCACGCAAGGAUCCGGUACUCCACUUGCAGCGCAUCCUGCACGCUAGUCCAUAUCCUGCCGUUGCCAGGGGCGGUGGAGGCGUCGGUAAUACCGGCGGAAGCGGAGGAGGUAAUACCGGCACCGCCGAUUCCCGGGUUUCGCUCUACGAGUCGGAGAUGAGUGGUGCAACAAACAACAAGGUGACGGACAAAUUUAAGCGACCGUUUAAAAAGCGUCACUCCAGCGUGUAUCAUCAGCCGACGAAUCGCGUCAACAAGUUCCUGUCGCAGGCGAUCGAGGCGCGUAGCGUUGAUCGGGAAAAGUCGGUACACGUGAAGCGCAUCUCGCUGCAGUUUCGCGAAAAGGAGAAGGAACGGCAGUACCAUCAAGACUUUGAUCUUGGCUUCACCACCGCUAUGGGAUGCAGUUUACUACUGCUCAUACUAAGUGCUGGUCUGCAGAUAUCGGCACUACCGCGUACGCUUAUUCUACUACUGUUGUUCCUAACGGCGUUCGUGUGGAUCAGCGCCAUCCUAAUGCUUCUGCUGGCUGUGCGGCUAAAGUGGAUCUUUUGGGAUUUAUCGCAAAGCUUCUCACUACGGCUAGCCAUCACCAUCUUCACCAUCGUGCUGCUCUAUUCCGUCGGUCAGGUGAACGUGUUCACCUGUCUAUCGGAUCAUCCGUGUACGACGAACUUUACCACCAAAAGCGUACCCAGCGUGGAAUCGCUUGGGCCAGCAGCUGGAUCGAGUGAUAUUCUGAUGAGUGCCGGGGAGUUGCACCGUAAUGAACCGAAUCUCUGGACCGGUCAGCAACAGCCGCUGAAUAACUACAGCCAUCGGAAAUGCGCUCUACCACAGUACAUCGCCUUAUCGGCAGCGUAUUCCUUCCUGUCUGUAUCGAUCUUUUUAAGGCUUCCGAUACUGAUCAAAACGGUCCUGGUAACGCUGAUGGGGCUGGUGUACUGCCUGUUCAUCGAGCUGUCACACGCUAACAUCUUCGACUGCUACGAUCAGCGCGUCGAGUCGGCAAUCCCGCUGCACACGAUCUCGGUGGCGCGCAUUCUCAUCUUCAUGAUCGCUAUACUGGCACACGGGCGGCAGGUCGAGUGGACGGCACGAUUAGACUUCCUCUGGCAGUUGCAAGCGUCACAGGAAAAGAAAGAAAUGUCUGUGCUGCAGCAAUCGAACCGGCGCAUCCUUUACAAUCUUCUACCAUCGCACGUAGCCGCACACUUUCUCGACAACCAGUUCGCCCGGAGCAAUAUGGCGACCAUGCGACAGGAUCUGUAUCACCAGAGCUACAGCAAGGUGGGCGUAAUAUUCUGCAGCGUGCCGAACUUCCACGAGUUCUACACCGAGCUGGACGGGUCGAACCAGGGCGUGGAGUGUUUGCGGCUGCUGAACGAAAUCAUUGCCGACUUCGAUGAGCUGCUGUGCGAGGAACGGUUCCAUGCGAUCGAUAAAAUCAAAACGGUCGGCAGCACGUACAUGGCGGCCGUCGGGCUUAUCCCCGAGCAUAAGAUGCUCCCAACCGAGCCGGGCUCGAUGCGUCGUCUAAUGACGGCCUUGAUCGAUUUCGUGAAGGCGAUGCGGGUCACGCUCAAAAACAUCAACGAAAACUCGUACAACAACUUUAUGCUGCGGGUCGGCGUUAACGUGGGCCCGGUUGUGGCGGGUGUAAUCGGUGCCCGUAAGCCGCAGUACGACAUCUGGGGCAACACGGUGAACGUGGCGUCGCGCAUGGAUUCGACCGGCAUCCCGGGCUAUACGCAGGUCACGCAGGAGGUGGUGGAUAGUUUGCAGGGGUCACACUUUGAAUUUCGGUGCCGGGGCCAGAUAAAGGUGAAGGGCAAGGGCGACAUGGUAACGUACUUCCUGUGCGAACAGAAUGAGCAGCAUCUGUUUGCGGCUGGGCUCGGAACCAAUGGUAUCGCUAGUGGUGCUACAAGCAUCGUGCAGCAGUCUGUGGAUGCGGUUGGUUCGUCGGCCGUGCUGGCAAUGGUUGGUGGUACGAGUAGCGGUACGGGGGGUGAUACGGGCGGGAGUAUUGGUGGGGCUGGUAACGCUUCGCUAGGUCGUGAUCGAGCUGGGGCGCUGCAUCAUCAGUACAUUAUGGGUCCUAAUGGGAACAUGACUGGUGGUCUGGUACAGCAGCAACAGCUAGGACCAAACUAUCAGAUGAAGCAGCGCCUAGAGCUGGAAGCUACCGCCGGCAAUAACGGUCGUUGGCAACAUGAUGGUAGCUACAGUAGCAAAAAGGAAAGUUACAACUUCCUCGAAAGUCCCAACCUGCUUCACCAGCAACAACAACAGCAGCAGCAGCAACAGCAGCAACAACAACAGCAGCAGCAACAGUUGGUGCAAAAUCAGCAAGUGCAAAUGAAACACUUGCACAAUCAAGGACAAUCGUCCAAAAGCUCAAUGCAGUCGUUUCACUAUCCGCAAACGUAUUCAAACCCUUCGCAGAUACCACCACCCCAGCAACAGCAACAAGCGAAGGGUGCCUACAAGCAGCACAAUAACAUAAACAACAACCACAUCAUGAGCAGUGGUUUUCAUGGGAUGGAAAAUUACGGCAAGCGUAACUACGACUACCACCAUCACGCUCAGCCACAGCACAAACAGCAGGACCAUACAGUGACCGGCGGUGGGCAUGGUGUUGUGCAGCUGCCAACGGCAAGCUACAACAUUCGCGAGAACUUUAACAUCAUCGAAAAUCCCAACGUUACCGAUCUGGACGAAAACAACUUCAACCACCAUCAGCAGCAGCAGCAGCUGUUACCAUUGGGGCGGGAUCAUCUGAACAAUGGGCACAAGAUACGGAACCAUCAUCAUCAUCACCACCAUAAUCGCGGGAGUCAGCAACAGCAAGAACAUCACGUCGCUAGUCACAAUCCGAACAAUCGUGGCGUGUAUGCGACGGCGUCCGAGAACGAACCACUGCUAGGUUCGGCUUCCGGCGGAAGUGCGCUUAUUGGCAACGCGGUCAUUAAACCGAUCCAACAGAUCCAGCAGCAACAAAUACCCAUGUACGAACCGCCUCGCUAUGCUACCGCUUCAUCCGUGUUUCCGCAUGCGAUAUCCGGUACUCAAGGGUACGCUUAUGGGUUGCCGCAGCCGGCUAUGCUACGUCAUCAGCAGAUGCAGCAACAGCAUCAUCACGGGAAGCAGCCGUCUUAUAAUCAUCAACAAAUGCAGCAGCAGCAGCAUCAUCAGUAUAGUCAUCACAACCACCAUCACCACAAUCACCACCACCAGCAACAGCCGCAACAGCAGCAACGUCAGUCAGCAUCCGUGCUGAAGCAGUACAUCAAACCACUACCGAAGCUACCGACCGAGUUUGACGAAUGUCGCGAACUGUCCUCAACGGACGAUCUCAGCUCACGGCCUCAUUCGCCCUCGGUAAGCUCAUCGGACGAGAGCUACUCGAAGACGACGGAGGGCGAAGACUUUGACGGUGAGGCACACUCCCCGUUGCCGGUUGCAUCCGUCUUCAGUCCGGGCGCUAACGUCGCUAAUCCGCUCCAAUACCUGUACCCGUGCGACAUUCAGGUCGAUCCAACGUCACCACCGAAGAUUAGCCCGAUCGAUUUUGGUAACAUGCACGAUUUCGAGGUGACGAGCACGACGGUCGAAACGAAAUCAUCGUCCGCUCACAACAAGGGUGAAUCGUGCAACAGCUUCGAGUACCACGAGAAGGGACCACCAGUGUACCCGAAAUCACCAUUCGAGCGUGAGCUGCAACGGCGCAUGAACGAAUCACAGUCGCGGCCAAUGAUUGCGGCCCAGGUAUCAUCGGUUGUUAGUGGUGGAGGCGGUCCCGAAGGACAGAAUGGUGGGGGUGAUGUGGGGGGAGGAGAGGAAAGCCAACCCACCGGUGGUAAGGGUGCUAAUGGUAAUGGUGGAUUCGAUCAGCAGCAACAACAUCACGAAGGUUCGCUCGAACGAGCGCGAAAUGUGAACAACAUACUGAUUGCCAAGCAUCCUGGCACGCUGGAAGCGAUCAAGGAGGCAACGCGCAACAAGAAUCCUUCCGAAUCGAGUCACUUACAAACUUCCGACACCGAAUCGUGCGAAAUUAUCCACGAUUAUCGCAAGAGUGACCUUAAGGGACGGAUACAGCAGCAGCAGCAGCAGCAGCAGCAUUCUUACCAGCAGACUAACCAAAUGCAACAGCAGCAAAACCAUCGCCACCGACAUUAUCAUUCGACCAAGUCGACGAACGAAACGUCGUCCAAAAUAGAGGCGGAUGAGGAUGUGCGUAGUGGGAGCGGCGGUGAUCAUUACCGUCGACGGGAGCGUGACCUCGAUCUGACGGACGCGGAACAGCAGCAGCAGCAACAGUGCGUUGAUGACGACGACGAGGAAGAUGACGAUGAGGACGAUGUCGAUGAGGAGCAGGACGAGGACGAGGAUGAAGACGACGACGAUGAGGAUGAGGAGGACGAAGAGGAGCAAAAGCAGCAGCGUCGGCUGCGUUCCUCGAACGGACGUCAGCAGCAACGGGCGACGGCACACGAACGUCGGGAGCGAUGCAUGAGCGUUUCGGAGGGUACCGGGUCGGCGAAUCGCAACUACAUUACCGACGAGCUCAAGUACGGUGCACAGGUGGAGCAUGGUGAGGGUGGUGGUGGUGUGCGUGACAACAACAGCUCAUCCCACCACAACCAUCAAUCGCUCGACUCCAAUCCGGUCGAAAGUCAGUCCGAGUGGAGCGAUGAUGAAUGUCGCGAAGAAGCCACAGGUGGUGCCGAGAGUACCGGCUACAUCACCGAUGAACCGGGCCUGGAAAACAUAUCCCUGCUGAACGAGGCAGGUCUAACGGAUGCAGAAGGUGCACUGUCUGAUGUGAACUCACUGUACAAUGCACCGGACGUGGACGAUACGUCGAUUUCGUCUCGUGCCAGCAGCCGUCUGCUGAGUCUCGACUCGCUGAGCGGGUUGUACGACUGUGAUCUUGACUCCCGGCACGAGAUGGCGAUCGUGAGCGCGUCGCACAAAAUUACCAACAAAUUCGGCCCGAUCGGAUGAGAGCAACCGACACGGCACAGUGCACGGCCUCCCCCGCCAACACCACCACCACCACCACUACCACCAUCGACGUCCCCACCACCGGCGGUGGCUUUCUCAGCAGCGUCGGUUGCAACGCAGUCGCCUUCACCACAUUCGGCGCAGCAGAAUGCGGCGUAAAUGAACUACGUUUUUGGAAUUGAACUCGACGGAAUGAUGCAAAAUUGAAUCGUUUUUCUUCUACUUAGUUACGUAAAUAAGGCAAAAAAGGGGGAAGUUUUCUGCAUAGCUUAACCCAGGCACAAGACUAUUUUCUAACUUUAAAAGGCUUGGAAUUGAACUCCUAGCAGUAUGUGUGUGUGUGUAUGUGGAUGGGUGACGCUUGUAGAUAGUGUUAUAGUGAAACUCUUGUGCUCCGAUCAUCAUUGUAUCACGCGCUUAUGUGUAUUGUGUCCCCUCUCUUUCUCUCUUACUCUGGCUCUCCCUCACUUGAAAUACUUGCCUUACGAGUACGGACACAGUGUACACGGCUCGAUCACAGCUCUCCGGAAAGACCAACAAUGUUUUUGUGUGCAUCCAUAGAACUUGCAAAACACAUUCCAUUGGCCAAUGUCCGCUUCCCAAGAUAUAUAUUGCAGCAAAAUUACUCCGCAAACUCCGGAAUCUCCCUACAGCAGGCGAAAAGCCUCGUAAAACUGUGGCCUACUCAUCCUGUGGAACUGUAAUUACGUAACGUCAAUAUGCACAAAAAGUUACAGAUUGUGAACCUUGAGAAUAAUUCCGUUUUUGAGCGCGGUAUGAAAUCGUCUACUUAUAGUAAUCGCGGAGAAGACAGAGCCGAAGAGAGAAAGUAGAUGGUGAUGGAGUAGCGACUAAGAAUGGCUGCCAAGCGGCUAGAAGUAAUCUCAAUUAAUGCUUAUAAUCUCUGCUGUCCCCAGCAAAUGGCACCUAGCGAAGAAACACCCCAAAAAUCCCGAACGAAAAAAAAAAUCAAGUUCCCUUAACCACCGGACUAAGAUGAAUUUAGUGUGAUAUAUGUGUUUUGUGUGUUAAGGGGGUGGAAACGAGGGGAAACAAGUACCGUAAGGGGAGGGUUGGGAGGAGGUUGGGGGGUGUUAGCAUACAUUAAGUAUUAGCAUGUACAUCUGUAUAAAAGUUUAAGCCUCCCCUUAAUGCAUACUGUAACUCACACCUAUACACACACACACUCACUGGUGUCUGCUUUGUUUAAGUUUUCUAUUUUUUUCUUUAUUAAUCGUUGGGCUAAUGUAAAAAAACCCGUUACGAACUUUAAAAGUCGUCCAUUUUGUACAAUUAUCGUUUAGUUAUUUGCUUAAUUCUUGCUUCCUUUCUUUCUCUCUCACGGCGCACAUACAUGUGGUGGUGUGGUGUACAUUGAUAACAAUCCUUCUUUUCCCCGUGCUUCUCUAACACAUAAAUGGCAGGGAGAGAGGGGGAAGCGGCGAUUUGUUUGUAAAUUAAUCCUCUACCACAAUCUCAGAAUAUGCUGAUAGAAUAUAGAAAAGACGAACGUUGGUGUGCGAGAGAGGAACCUAUGUAAAGAUAUUUAUAUACAUACAUACAUCUAUUAUAUAGCUAUAUAUAUAGCCUGAAUGCGGUAAAGCAAAACGGGCAUACAAACAGGAUACAAAUGAAAAACCACAAAAAAUCUCAAAUAUGCUUUGGUCAGUGUUAGUGACACACAUACACCACACAACCACAGCAGAACGUCGCUUAGAUGCAGACGCCUGACUUGCCUUUUUUCCUCGAUUCGGUUUCAAUUGAUCCAGCUUUGUGUUGAGCUUCUGUCGUAUGUUCCUGUUUCACUAGCCUACGGUUGCUAGGCUACACACGAUCACACACAAAACAGCAUAAAAUCUCCUCCCUAAUACGCGAGGAGAGGGGGGGGGGGGAUGGGGAGCGCAGAAGACAUCAUCCGGGUCCCCACACCCUAUGACUAUGAGGAAUCCUAUAUGAGGAGGAAAGAUGGAGAGAGAGAGAACACCCGUUUUUUUGUAACUAUUAUUUAUAUACUUCACUGGAUACGAAUAAAAUUGUCAGUAUCUUUGCCAUACGA
Anopheles stephensi (Asian malaria mosquito) is the source of this 9957-nucleotide messenger RNA. It is a transcript of the gene rut, whose product is annotated as Ca(2+)/calmodulin-responsive adenylate cyclase. The record is from RefSeq and is a predicted model, not a curated record. Lineage: Eukaryota; Metazoa; Arthropoda; Insecta; Diptera; Culicidae. The coding region runs from base 1227 to 7901 and encodes 2224 amino acids. The transcript is spliced from 16 exons. Gene Ontology annotation, cellular component: plasma membrane. Gene Ontology annotation, biological process: cAMP biosynthetic process; intracellular signal transduction; adenylate cyclase-activating G protein-coupled receptor signaling pathway. Gene Ontology annotation, molecular function: adenylate cyclase activity.